CAGAACCACACACACACACACACUCCAGGCAGAUACAAAUACACUCAACAACUCUACAAAACCUAUUCAGACAUCGCCUCCCACUCCAAUUACACACCCACCCCACCCCCCUCGGCCCCUGUAAAAUGAACUCACAAACCACAUGGAGAGCAAACACACAGAGGCUUACGAAGGCAGGAACUCACACCCUGAGACAGAGCAGCACAUCAGCAGAGAAACACACACACACACGCUGUGAAAAAGGAGAGCCAGGACUGAGCUGAGCUCAGAAGGACACGCAGUUCUAAGGAAAGGUCAUCGACCUGGAGGGUUAACGCUUUCUCUUUCCAGCCAGAUGCUGGCCAGACCCCGCUGAAUACCUCCAGCUCCUUGCCUUUGGACGGGAGCCGCUCGUUGCGGACACUGGGUUGAGUUCCGAAUAGAUCACUGGAAUUGGAAAGGUGCGCUGAAAGAGUGGAGACAUUUGUUUUGUUAACGCCAAGGGGGGAGGGCAGCUUUGGGGGUGACUGGGUGACGGAGACACACAGCUGGCCGGCAGUGAAGCAGGAGCAGCGCCUAGCUGCCUUCCCGGAGAGAAGCGGCAGUGAAGAGGGAGAGAGAGAAUCCAGCGGCUGGCCCAAUGCAGAGAGCUUCCCAGGGAAGGGGCUGAGGGAGUGCAGGCAGGACAGCUCUAGCUGGGCGGAUUCAGGAUGCCUGCUCCCGGGGACGGUGAAGCAGUCACUAUCACCCCUUCCCUGGUUAUCUACAUCGGUGUGGAGGUGCUGAUCGCUGUAGCCUCGGUGCUGGGCAAUGUGCUGGUCUGCUGGGCGGUCAGGAUUAACCGUGUCCUUAGAGACACCACCUUCAGCUUCAUCGUCUCGCUGGCUCUGGCUGAUAUCGCCGUGGGUUCCCUGGUCAUCCCCCUGGCCAUCACCAUCAGUAUCGGGCUCCACACUCACUUCUACAGCUGCCUGCUCUUCUCCUGUACCGUGCUGGUUCUCACCCAGAGCUCCAUCCUUGCGCUUCUCGCCAUCGCCAUCGACCGCUACCUCCGGGUCAGGAUCCCCACCAGCUAUAAGAGAACAGUUACACAGAAGAGAGCUGGGACUGCCGUUGUCCUGUGCUGGGUUAUAUCUAUAAUUGUUGGCAUGAUCCCGAUGUUCGGAUGGAACAAUUACACUGAAGCUACUCAAGAUGGGGCAAACUCGAGUCUUGUGAACAACAUGAUUGUGUGCCAGUUUGAGACAGUAAUCAGCAUGGACUACAUGGUCUACUUCAACUUUUUCGGGUGGGUGCUGCCACCUCUCGUGUUGAUCUUUGUCAUCUACGUGGAAAUAUUUAAUCUUAUUCGAAAGCAUCUAAAUCAAAAGGCAGUGUCAAUCAACAAUGCCGAUCCAAGCAGGUACUUUGGAAAGGAAUUGAAACUUGCCAAGUCGCUGGCUCUAGUGUUGCUUUUGUUUGCAAUAUGUUGGCUUCCUCUUCAUAUCAUCAACUGCAUCACACUAUUCUGUCCUUCGUGCGACAAACCAAUUAUUGUGAUGUACAUUGCCAUCUUUCUAACCCAUGCAAACUCUGCUGUAAACCCCAUAGUAUAUGCCUUCAGGAUAAAUAAGUUCCGGGUGACUUUUCUGAAGAUUUGGAGCCAGUACAUUUGGUGUAACAAAAAUCACAAUGCAAAUAAUUUAAGCAGAGAACAGUUAAGGGCUAUACGUGAACAGAAAAGUAUUAUGUAAUUUACUUCUUGACCUGAUACAAUUGGUGUGGAUAAACAAGUGCAAAAUUAUGAGUGAAGCUGAUUUUGAUACUUUGCUGCUGAGCUCAUUAAUGAUUCAAAUGUUGCGCACCAUUAUGGUGACCGUUCAAACUGAAUCCUCAGCUGCCACCUGACACCCUAGCAAAGAAUGUUUUAUUUCAGGAGUAGCUGGCAAAGUCUCUAUAAGUCUUCAAUUCUCCACUGUUUGCUCUGUUUUUUCUCUCCUUGUCAUGUUUACAUAUUGUCAGAUUUUAGCAAAGACACUAAAUCAGGAACAGGGUGACCCCUAGGUGAGAUACCUGGCUGCCAGAGUAAAGAGGCUGCCAGUCAGAAAGACUUCAAGUCAUCCUCAAUGGAGAAAGUCUUUCACUCCCAGGACUUGACUUCAAAGAUCUCACCUAAAAGGAAAUGAUUUCAAAGUUCCCAGAUAAACAAAUCCUUGCCAUAGCAACAUCAUUGCUCAAGUGCCAAGAUGGAAUAUUCCACGUGGACAGCAAACUUACACUGAAGGAUUCAAUCAUUUUAACAGGCCGAAAAUAUUUCUGAUCAAGACACUGACGUACUUAAAUGGACAAAAUUAAAACUGCUGCUUAAGACCUUCACCAUACAUCAUUUUACAGAAUGUGGGGACCUGAUAAUAUGCUUUACCAGCAAAUGGAUUUUAUAAAAUUGUGAAUGUACUUUUGCUGAUACCAGUGGUUUGUUUCACUGUAUUACUCUGUAAAAUAUAGCCAGCAGGCCUUACAUUUAGACUAAAACUGUUGAUGUGGUAUUUUAAUUAACAUUUUAAUCUGUAGCAGUUAUUUAGAAGGCAAAAAUCAUCAUUAUUGAUCUAAAAUUUGCACUAAGACAUUCAUAAACAUCAGCUGUGUUGAUUGCUCAUGCAGCUUAAUGCAAGUUUGUAAAGAGCAAGUUGUAUGUAAUGUUCUCUGUAUUUAGUCUGAACAUUUAUCUGCAUACAGAUGGUGUAAGCCAACAUACAAAUGAACAAUUUCUAUGUGUCAAAUAUAUGCUAUAUAAGGGUUACUGUUGAUACUAGUUAAUCAUGCGGAUCAAUCUAGUACCAUCAAUGAUUCAUAUUUAUGAAGGUGACUCCCAGUGACUAUUGGAUAUCGCUGAUCAAUAUUGUUCAUUCAAAUAGUAAUUAUGGAUUCAACUUCCAAUGUAAUCAAUAGUUCGUAUUUACAAUGAUUUUCUCCUUCGCAGUAAAUAACUUUUUCUUUUAGUUUCAGUUCUUUAUGUCAACCUCACAAUAAAGAUCUAUCUCAGCCAUUGCUUCUUAAGUGGAUGUACUGGAGUGCUGCCUACCUGUACACUUUUAGUAGAAGCUCCAAAUAUGGUAGAAUUAUUCUAUAGGAUUCUAGAGAUAAGUAGCUAUCAAUGCUACUUUUCACUAGAGAAUUACAGUCUUUAACUGGAGCAGUUUGAUUUUUAAAAAUUGCAUUACCUAU
Molecule: messenger RNA, 3183 nt
Organism: Rhincodon typus (whale shark)
Lineage: Eukaryota; Metazoa; Chordata; Chondrichthyes; Orectolobiformes; Rhincodontidae
Product: adenosine receptor A1
Exons: 2
Coding region: 690-1712 (340 amino acids)
Biological process (GO): G protein-coupled adenosine receptor signaling pathway
Cellular component (GO): synapse; membrane; dendrite
Molecular function (GO): G protein-coupled adenosine receptor activity
Source: RefSeq, a predicted model, not a curated record